AUGACUCAAGUCAACGUGAGCAGCUUCGACAUUUGGGCUGUGGGCAUCUGUGUCGUGAUCGGCGGGCAGUACUUUUCGUGGAACUUGGGGCUUGCCGCUGGGACGCUCAGCUAUGGCAUCGCCGUGGGGCUCAUGGGUUCGGCGUACCUGUGCCUGUCCUUGUCCAUGGCCGAGGUCACAAGCAUGGUGCCAUUUGCAGGCGGCGCGUACGGCUUGGGGCGGUGCACACUGGGAUACUAUGUGGGAUUUAUCCUCGGAUGUUGCGAAUUUCUCGAGUACAUCGUUUUUACGUGUCCGUGUCGGUGGUAA
This is a messenger RNA of Aphanomyces astaci, 309 nucleotides long. RefSeq lists its product as hypothetical. The transcript has a single exon. NCBI's taxonomy places the organism in Eukaryota, Oomycota, Saprolegniomycetes, Saprolegniales, Verrucalvaceae. The coding region runs from base 1 to 309 and encodes 102 amino acids. The record is from RefSeq and is a predicted model, not a curated record.